Molecule: messenger RNA, 609 nt
Organism: Paramecium sonneborni
Lineage: Eukaryota; Ciliophora; Oligohymenophorea; Peniculida; Parameciidae
Source: the annotation of a GenBank genome assembly
AUGAAUAGAAGUUAAUAAUAAUAUUUGAACAAAUAGUAGAACUAUAUCUAAGUGAAUGAUUAAAAUAGUGAUUAAUUAUAGGAGAACUUAGAAAGAUUAAGUAAUAUAAUGACAAAGAAACCGUCUUAAGUUAAGAUAGUUCAUGUAUAGAUGCAUGGCUAUUUGAGAUCACCUUCUGCUCAUCUUUCUAUGCAAACUAGAGAUACUCCAGCUUCAAAACUUAAAUCAAUAGGUUAAGUAGAUUUUGAAAAAAGUAAUGAUAAAAUGGUAUAGCAAUUAAAUGCAAAUUUAAGAAAAUCUUUUCUAAAUGUUACUAAUCAUUAUUUAGAAAACUCAAAUUCAAAUUGUAAUUAAAGUCAAAAAUCAAGGAAUUAUAAUAGUUGGAUAGGAUUAAGUGUGAUUGAAAGAAAUAAAAUCUUUAUUGAAGAAAAAGAAAAAAAGUUGAAAAGAUUAAAAGAAUAGAAAGAUGAAAAUGAAAUUAGUUAAUGCACUUUUGCACCUGCCUUUUUUAAUUAAAUAAGAGUAGAGAGAAACAAAUCAUGUUAAGUGAAUAAAUCCUAUUAAGAUAUCCAUCAAUAAAAAAAACUUCAUAAUUCAAGAUUAUAUUGA